Penicillium samsonianum is the source of this 1536-nucleotide messenger RNA. RefSeq lists its product as uncharacterized. Gene Ontology annotation, biological process: transmembrane transport; carbohydrate transport. The record is from RefSeq and is a predicted model, not a curated record. Gene Ontology annotation, molecular function: carbohydrate:proton symporter activity. The coding region runs from base 1 to 1536 and encodes 511 amino acids. The transcript has a single exon. Gene Ontology annotation, cellular component: membrane. Lineage: Eukaryota; Fungi; Ascomycota; Eurotiomycetes; Eurotiales; Aspergillaceae.
AUGGCCGGUCUUAAUCUCAAGAUUGACUGGAAGUCGAAUCGGCGGGCCAUCGCGUACUGUCUGGUGGCUGCCAUCGGUGCCCUUUGCUACGGUUACGAUACGAUCUACUAUACUGGCAUCCAGGGUAUGCCAUGGUUUGCCCAGGACUAUGGGGAGAAAAACGCAGAUGGCUCCUAUUCCCUUGGAACAUCUUUCCUGUCCUUGUCUGCUAGCAUCAUCUAUGUCGGAGAGUUAGUUGGAGCCAUUGCUGCCGCUCCCAUUAAUGACUUUUUCGGCCGGCGUGCUGUGUUCCUGUCGGCCUCUCUUUGUAUCAUCAUCGGAGCCAUCGUCCAAGUGUGCUCAUUUGGCUCCGAUCCAAUCUUUUAUGUCAGUCGUGUUCUGAUUGGUCUAGGUAUCGGGCAGUUCACCGCGACUUGUCUGAUGUACAUUGGAGAGGUGGCACCGUCUGCCAUCAGAGGUCCGGCUCUCAUGUGCUUCCAGUUCAUGCAGUCUAUCUCGCAAUUAGUCGGAGCCUGCGUCAAUCAAGGCACGCAGGGCAUUGCCAGUGCUCAAUCCUACCGCAUUCCCAUGUGCCUGCUGGUUGUUCUUCCUGGUAUCAUGGUUCUGUGCCUUCCCUUCACACCCGAAAGCCCAGUGUGGUACAUGUACAAAGGCAAGCGUGAGCAAGCCAUCAAGGCUCUCCGCAAAAUCAACCGCAGCUGUCGCGACUAUGACCCAUCAGCGGACAUCCAAGCCAUCGACGACCAAGUCGAAAUGGAGCGUGAAAUGGCCAAGGACGCUACCUGGCUUUCGCUCAUCACGGAUCCUAUUGAGCGCCGUAAGCUCUUCUACGCCUGCGGCGCCAUGUUCGUCCAGCAGAUCAACGGAAUCCAGUUCUGGUACACCUAUGGCGUUGUCUUCGCGCAGUCUAUCGGCGUCGCGGAUCCCUUCACCAUCAACACCAUUAUCUACGUCCUGCAAAUCAUUACUGUCGGCCUCGCAGUCGUCCUCGGAAACAAGAUCAAGCGCCGCACUAACCUCCUCAUCUGCUCAGUGGGUAUUUUUGUUUCUCUCAUCGCCGUCGGCGGCCUCGGCACCACCCGAUCUCCAGACGGCACCUUCGGCCGUGGCAUCGGCAUCGGCAUCGUCGUCCUCGCCUACAUCAACAUCAUCUUCUACAACUUCUCCAUCGGUACCCUCUCGUACUCCAUCGCAUCGGAAAUGUCUGUCGGCCGCAACAGAAACAAGAUCACCUCGUGCGCUAUGGGUGUCUUCUUCCUCACAGUCUGGCUCAUGGUCUUCACCAGCCCCUACAUGUACUACACGGGUAAUUUAGGUCCAAUGAUCGGGUUCGUCUAUGGAGCAACCACUCUGUUUCUGCUAGCGUAUUCGUGGUUCUGUGUUGGUGAGACCGCGGGUCGAACCAAUGCGGAGAUUGAGAGACUCUUCCAGGACAAGGUUCCCGUUCGCCAGUGGGCGACAUAUAUUAUUCCUUCUGAUGAUGUGACAAUUAUGAAGAAACAAGACACCGAGGAUGAGCAGAUUGAGAUGGCAUGA